Messenger RNA from Cavenderia fasciculata, 1938 nucleotides. RefSeq lists its product as uncharacterized. The transcript has a single exon. Lineage: Eukaryota; Evosea; Eumycetozoa; Acytosteliales; Cavenderiaceae. Bases 1 to 1938 code for a protein of 645 amino acids. The record is from RefSeq and is a predicted model, not a curated record.
AUGUCAAGUAUUUUAAGGUUAUCAAAUCUAUUACUAUUACAUAUUAUAACUUCUAUUGAUAAUGUAGAUAUCAUAUGUUUAUUGUUAACUUGCAAGCAAUUAUAUUAUAAUAUUAGUAUUAGAAGAUUGAUUACAUUUAAAGGAAUAGAAACGAUAGAUACUAAAAGUGGAUUCAUAUCAGAUAGAUUUGCAGCAACAUUCAAUCAAUUCCAUCUCAACUCUUUCAAAGAUAUUUUAGAGGAUAGAAUCCAAAGUAUCAAGGAUCAACAGAUCUUUUUACCUGACCAAGACAAAGACCUGGUGGACGAAUACGACGAACCAAGCAACAUUACAACAGCAUUUGUAAUCUAUGGCAAACUAGAAUCGAUAGAUGAACUAUACCAGAUACCAUCAAUAGAUACACUAUGCAUCAACGGUCAACAACCAAAAGACAUGAUGGAUCUUUCCUCUAUCUCGUUAUUGCCCAACCUUGAAAGACUUUAUAUUCAUACAAAUAGAUUCGAAAUAGACCAACAUCCAUCACUCAAGUAUAUGAGAAUAUAUCGCAAUACUGGUUACUAUCAAGCCACUACUAUACACUCUCUCGAUAAAUUGGUAUCACUUGUAGAUCUUUCGUUCAAGCAGUUUUGGGUGUCUCAAAUCGGACCAUGUCUCUUCCCAAUCAGUCUUGUAUUUCUUACUCUUAGAUUGACUGAUAUACCUCAACAAGAUACCUUCCUUUCAUUAAAUUCAUUGGUUAAACUCAAGAUUUACUAUGAAAUAAAUAAUGAAGAAGAGGUAUACUACAAACAACAUCCAUGCAUCGAUCUAUCGAGUUUGCUCAACCUCAAGACAUUCAAGUCUGUAGACAUGAAUGAUGAAGACACUGAACAAUGCAUCAUCGAGAUUAGAGUUCCUCCUUUAAUCAAGAUACUUGUCCUCCAAUCAGAGGACUUGAGAGUCCCAUCUCAAUAUCCCAUGCCAUUGUUGGAGAAAUUAUAUGUAAAUCAGAGUUUAUUGAUGAAUGGAAGAUUCAGUAUAUUGUCGUCACCAUUGAUAAAGAAACUAUCUCUUUUUCGUUGCUCCAAUCCUCUCUUGUCCAAUCACAUCCCAUCGUCUGUUGAAAAACUUACAAUAUCCAGCCCUCAUAUCAUUGAUGAACCGACAAGCUCAGAUAUACUUGGACAAAUUGUAUUUCCACCAUCACUCACCCAUCUAUCUAUUUUGGGAAACCACUAUGAACCCAUUCAAUUCCCUCAAUCACUCGUCAAACUAAAACAUAUUCGCCACCGAUGGUCCAACCUUGAUGAUCAGGCAUCCACCGAAUCUAUCACCCCUUUUCUUCCUCGUCAUUUGAAAAAACUUGUUUGGGGUUCAUAUUUAGACACUGUUACCAAUCUAGUGUUUCCAUCCUCUGACAGAUAUCCACCUCAUGAAACACUCAACCUCAAUGAUAUAAAUGGUGACUUUACAAUAGAUAUACCACCAAUAACUAAAUAUCUAUCGAUAAGAUUAAAGAAAACCACAAAACUGACACCAGAUGGCAUCCCAAUCUAUUCAAUUGCUUCCAAGAUAUCCAAAACCAUCAUCACCACUGACCAACAACGAUCACAACAACAAUGGCUACCACACAAUACAACUCAUCUAACAUUGGUCCCAAAACGUAAAAUUAACUGGAAGAGGGCAUUUAAAUUAGAUGAAAUAAUCAAUCACACCAAUGUUAGAUAUUUAUCUUUCAUUAUUGAUAGGUUUGUUGAUAAAAAGUUAGAGUUUUCAAUUCAAAGAUUGGAUCCUGAUAAUAAAUAUUUAUUGGUAUUGGAAAGACAUAUACUUCUAGGUGGAAUAAUCACUCAAAGAAAAUCAAUCCAAAAUCAAGAGCAAUAUGAUCCUAUUUACUUAUAUUUAGAUUUCAACUAUACCUCAUCUCCUUUUAAAUUUAAUUGGAGAUUUGGUCAAUAA